Messenger RNA from Ostrea edulis (European flat oyster), 1901 nucleotides. RefSeq lists its product as uncharacterized. Bases 206 to 1267 code for a protein of 353 amino acids. Lineage: Eukaryota; Metazoa; Mollusca; Bivalvia; Ostreida; Ostreidae. The record is from RefSeq and is a predicted model, not a curated record. The transcript has 4 exons.
GCGAUAAGACUCGUGUGUUUCCAUCCAUUAUCGGUAUUGAUCUUGGGAUCCAUCAACUCAGUAUCCAGCAGAUGAGGAUGACGCAACGCAUCCCUCUUACUUCCUUCCGGACACUUAACAACAAGAGUUUCACGAAUUUUCUAUCACUAAAACACCAAUUUAGAGUCUAGUUAAUGCUGCAUAAGAUCACAGCGAAGACUUUAAAAUGAUAAUAUUUGGGCGAAGGCAUCGUUCCUUAAUUAGUUUGAUCGCGGUGCUAUUUAUUGGCUGCUGCUAUCUGUACUAUUAUCAUCAUAAGACAAGUUACGGAUUAGUUGAAAAGAAUGCUGAUGUUUUCGUGGACCAUAUACCCGUAAUAAACAUUAACGCAAGUGCACUUCGAAAUAAGGAGUUUAUUUCAUGUCGGGAAAGAAAGCAAAAAUUAGUGAAAUCAGUCUAUAGUUUUAGUAAUGAUAAGUGGGUUAAGAACGCUGACGUGUGUGCUGCUUGCUUUAAUUUUCCAAGAGCCUCCCUGAAAACAGACUUUGGUGUCACACCAAUCUUUGUGUAUGAAAGAUCUAAAGACAUAUGGGUAUCCUCGUCCUUGCAAGACAGGGGUUCAUUCGAAUCGGAGAAAUCUCAGAUUAUCUUUAAGAUGAUGAAAGAGGACCAUUCCUUGCAACUUAUUGAUAUUGGCGCAAACAUUGGUGUGUACACAUUGAGUGCAGCUAAAGCCGGGAGACGGGUGUUAGCCGUUGAGGCUCUGGAUCGUAAUCUCCAACAUAUCUGUGCAUCAAUAAUGGAGGGAAGUCUGCAAAACAAUGUGCAUUUAGUUCAUAACGCUAUUACAAAUGGACAUACUACAGUUAACCUAGGUGUUGAUGAAAACAACAUGGGUGGAACAUUUGUUGAUGUAGAAGCAAGUCAUAUAAAAAAACUUAAGUUAGGUCGAGCAAAAGGUACAUAUGGAAAGGUGAAUACAAUUACAAUGGAUGAUUUAUUAGACCUACCAGUGAUUCGACAUUUUCAGAAAGUAUUUUUGAAAAUGGAUAUAGAAGGAUUUGAGGCUAGAGCCCUUCAAAAUUCAUCCAAGUUUUUCGAUAAAGUAAAUGUCUCUGCAUUUAUUAUGGAAUGGGAAUUUCAUAGUGGACAGAAAACAGCAAACGAAAUAAUUGAAUUCAUGACGAAAAGAAAAUUUAAGCCAUUUUCUGUCAGUAUCAAUAUGACCCCACUGGAUCUUGCAAAAAAUACAAGUUGGGGAUAUGAUGUUCUUUGGUUACCAAAUUGAUGUUCAUUUUGGAAAUAAAUGACAGUUCAUUUUUGUGUAUUUAAAACGGAAGAUGAUCGGAAAAAGUGAAACAAGGGUAAAUAAGUAGUUGGAGGGAGAAUGAGAUAUGCUCCUUGUGUCUUGAUCAUAAAGCUAUCGUUCGGAGUUUCUUCUUUCCGCCUUUAGAUAACCAGCUAAUUAGUGUAUUUUGAAUGCUACACGAACUUGAAAAAAAUCUUCCAAUCUCACGAGGCAAAUCGACGCUCAGUCAUCCAGAAUUCCUUCCUUCUCAGGAAAACUAAAGAUGUCAACUUCAUGAAUCAUCUACAUACUUCAAAACAAAUUGUAUCACUACAUGGAAACUGCCACGUAUUUUAGGGGAAACAUUUAACUAAUGCAAAUAGAAUUUCAUGUACAAAACUCACUCGAUUUCCAAUCUAUUUACAGCUUCUGAUCCAACGACAUUUUACUAAAGCAAACAAAUUGCAUCGUUAAUUAUAGGGAACCAGUUACGGUUACUUUUUGGGACUACUCGUAGUUCAUUUGCUUGUACUAUGUGCUGAUUAUGGUAACAUACAUGAUUUUAUUGUAUUCUUUUUAUCAAAUUUGUGAUGAACUUUGCAUAUUUAACUGCUAGUAAAAUAUUUUAAGAAUA